AUGGACAGAGAGUUUUUGUAUAUCGCAUUGCUUUUUUCAGUGUUCAACAUAAUUGGAGCCUGGCGUCCUUUUUAUUUCGCCUUUGAUAAAGUUGAACAUACGAAGAAUGUCCAAACCAUCGGAUUUCUUAACUGUUCAUUUAUACGAACCAAAAGGAACACCGAGACCUUUUGCAUGAAUGCCAACUUAGUGAGGGAUAUGAUAAAGCCCCAAUUGGAUGUACUUAUAAUAGUGGAAGGUUCACAGAAUGAAAAACUUGAAGUGGCCAAUAUUACCAAUAUGGAUUUUUGUUCGUUUCUAGAAGGUAAAGGGGCAUUUAAAAUUAUGGAACUCUGGCGUAAUGAACUAAUGCGCUCUUCAAAUGUGCCAAAGAAAUGUCCCCUGAAAAAGGGAACUGUUCUAAACGUCAACAAGUUUAAUAUAAAUCCCGAUAACUUUCCACCAUAUGUUCCCGAGGCAGGGUUGCGUUUGCAAGCUAUUUUAAAAGAGCGAUCUGUUGUGCUAUUGACUUUGAACAUUCAUGGAGUUGUCAAAUACAAGAAAUCAUCAAGAAUGAGAGGGUAG
Stomoxys calcitrans (stable fly) is the source of this 564-nucleotide messenger RNA. RefSeq lists its product as uncharacterized. The coding region runs from base 1 to 564 and encodes 187 amino acids. The transcript has 3 exons. NCBI's taxonomy places the organism in Eukaryota, Metazoa, Arthropoda, Insecta, Diptera, Muscidae. The record is from RefSeq and is a predicted model, not a curated record.